AGCCUACAGUUCUGGGCCCUGGAACGCGAAGGCCCCAUGCGGUGGCCCUGAGCUCUCUCCCUGUCCCGGGCCCUGCACCUCCACUCGCACCCCACCCCUGAAGUCCAGACAAAGACCCCCUCCCCGUGCCCACCGGCCCGCCCAGCCCUGGACUGCGGAGCUCCAGCCAGAAGUGCUGGGCCGGGGCCUUUGGUGGAGUAAGAAGAGGGGGCAGGCUGCAGGCUCCCAGAAGCCAAUUGCUCCCUUGGUCCCCUGGACCUUGUAGUUAAGAGUUUGCAAGCCUUGAAUCUUAGAGUGCACGUUCAGCCCCCGUGGGGACCUGGCCUCUGGGCUGCGGCUUCCUGAGGCUCCACUCUACCAGCCACUGCCAGGUCCACCACACGCUGGGCAAUGUCCAGGGCCCUGCCUUGGCCCAGCCCCUUCCCUCUCCCAGGGCUGAAGCUGUGCUGGCUGGGGGCUUUGGGGCCCCUUGGCAGAGGGUGUGGCUCAUUCCUGUGGCCGCCUGUUCUUGGGAAACAGAGAGGCUGGCAAAGGGAUCCAGCUCUGUGGCGUCCUGGGCCUGGCAAAGAAUUGGUUGAAGCUCCAGCUUCCUGAGCCCCAGCCCCUGAGCCCCAGCCCCUGGUCCCCUGUUGGGGACAGUUUACAGUACAGGACAGGAGUGUUGGGACACCCUGGCCUUGGGCCUCCACGAUGCGCUGGCCAGGCCCCUGCUUCUGCUGUCACAGGCUCGCAGGGUGUGGAGUGUCCCACACUGACCAGCAGAGUCAGAGAUUAAGCUGCCUGAAUGCUGCCUGCACACCCACACCCCAGGAGCUCAUCUAUAGCCUGGCCCUUCAAAGCGAAGGUUGUUUGUCUCCGUUUUACAGCUCAGGAAAUUGAGGCCUACAAAGGUCAGGGGUAUCAGCAGGGACACUCACCUCUCUGACUCUUGUUCCUGGGUGGGGUCCUGGUCUCCCACUUUCUGCUGGGGUGGAGACCUGGAGCAUGGAAUGAAGGGUGCAGAGAGUCUCUAGGGCUGGGUGCAUCUCCCCUGCUGCAGAGCUCAGCUCCCCUGGCCAUCACCACGGCCAGCCCAAGGUGGGCCUGGGGCCCCUGACAUGGCAGGGCAGCCCUGUACCUAUGAGGCUUCUGUUCUAUGUUCUGCCAAGGUAAGGGUAGGACAGGCACAAUGGGCCUGGGUGAGGGGUGAGCAGGAGUCUUGGGGCGGGUCUGUGAACACCUCUGGGCAGUGGCUCAGCAGAAGGGAUCAGGUUCUCUGAGGAAGGUAGAGAUUUCCUGCCUUUUGGGACCCAGGUGGUGCCAGGAAAGCACUUGGCACAGCUGCCCAGGACUGGCCCCACCUCUCCCCAGGGGCAGGUCCCCUGUAGGGGUCUCUGGACUCAGGAGGACCUCUGAAGGCCCUGGCCCCUCUCCCAGCAGAGUAGGGCCAGCUGAGUGCCAUCCUUCCAGGGGAUAGAUGGGUGGGUGGGCUUCUUUAUGCUGAGGGGUACCUGCCGACUGCAGCCUCUCUCAUCAGCCAGCAGACCCUAUGGACCACACGGCCAGGCUGUGGCUUGGGCUGAUGGGCAGAUGCCAGCAGGCCAGGAGGAGCUUCAGCAGUGCCCCUCUGGCUCUGGCUGGCCCUGGAAGAAGUUCCAAAGCUCCUCACCCAGACCAUGUGAUCAGCACAGGGAGACCCAGGAGCCAGAAGGCAUGGUGGGAAGGGGGCCAUGGGUGGUCAGGCAGGUGAGGGAAAGACAAGAGUAGUGGGCAGUGCCCAGGCUAGGUUUUCACUGAGGUUACCUGAAUCCUCUGCUCACAUAUGCGGGGCCUGGGAGGGCUGGGCACCCUAACUGGCCUGUGGGUUCUCCUCUGGACUGGGAAGAUGACCUGAAAGAACCAGGGCAAGCUACCUGAGUGGCACUGCCUCCUGUGGGGCUCUGCAUUCUGCAUCCCUAUCUAAAUGGACCAGACUGGCAGGGCCACUGUCUGCAAGGAGACUGAGCUUGGGCCUAAGAUGGCUAGUCCUGCCAGAAGAUUGCCCCUGGGGAAAGUGAGAGAACCUCAAGUGUCCCUCCCAUGCCCUUUGCAAGCCAGCUUGUCUGGACUUCCCUGUCUUGUACAUCCGUCCCAUCUCACAGUUGUGUGAGCUCAGUGGCAUGGCUGUGGGGGACAAGAAUGUCCUGUCUCCUCAAGGCUGACCUUAGGGAUGGACAUUUGGGCAGCUUCCUGCCAGCCAGAGACCCCCAGCCUUCUCAAGGUGGUCUGGGUGGCCCUGGGCCUCCUUUCUGCUCCCUCUCUGUACUCCACCUUCAGUCUGGGGACAGCCCAGGACCCCAGCCUGUCUGGCUGCUGUCUGUGGCUUCUAGCUCUUGGGCAUGGCCGUCGUCAUCUGUGCUCUGGUGUUGGGCCUCUGAGUGAGCCCUGUUUUUCUGUCUCUCUGAACAGGUCUUCACACAAUGAACUAGAAAAGCACAGACGAGCCAAGCUCAGACUCUACCUGGAGCAGCUGAAGCAGCUGGUGCCUUUGGGCCCAGACAGCACGCGGCACACGACACUGAGCCUCCUAAAGCGUGCCAAGAUGCACAUCAAGAAACUGGAGGAGCAGGACCGCCGGGCACUGAGCAUCAAGGAGCAGCUGCAGCGGGAGCAUCGCUUCCUGAAGCGGCGCUUGGAGCAGCUGUCGGUGCAGAGCAUGGAGCGUGUGCGCACGGACAGCACCGGCUCCGCUGUCUCCACGGAUGACUCAGAGCAAGAGGUGGACAUAGAGGGCAUGGAGUUUGGCCCGGGUGAGCUGGACAGUGUUGGGAGCAGCAGUGAUGCCGAUGACCACUACAGCCUGCAGAGCGGUGGCUGCAGCGAUGGCGGCUAUGGGCGCCCUUGCAGGCCGCCUGGCCGCCCCAGCCUCUUGUAGGCCCCUCGCCUUGUGCUUCCUGGCUGCCUGCCUGCCCAGCUAGACGUGGCAGCACUCCGGUCCUCCCUCAGCUGAUGCCAGCCUCUCCUUGGCCCACUGCUGUGCCAUGCUGGAAGCUCCAGCUGCUGCCUGCUCAGGCUGCCAGCCUCUGCCCUCCCCGCCCCACGGGCAGGGCCCCCUGCAGGGAGGCAGGGCCCGGUAGCCACCACCUGGAGCCCAGCGUAGCCGCCCACGUCUGUUCUCCGAUUCUUAAUCAUUCCAGAAGUAUUAAAUGUCAUUGCUGCAAACCUCAGCAGGCACUGCGUAAAGGGCUUCCUGACCACCUCAGGGAGCCCAGCUCCAAUGCCGGAUCCCAGGAGGAAGGAGUGGCCGGAGGAAGGAAGGGAAGUGCGCCUGGCAGUCGUCCUCGAAGCUCCUGAGGUGUAGACAGAGCAGAAGGCUCUGCACCAGGCGGGACUUGGGUGAGCACGCUGGGGCACGCGGGCGGAGAGGCCGAGCCGUCCCAUGCCAGGCUGGGCAGCUUCUACUCUGUUAGGACCGGCAGAUGGGCACACGCACCCAGGCCUGCAGCCACGCACACGCUUGCACGCGCAGACACGUGAGCACCCACAGGACAGAUGUCCCGAGAGGCUGGCCUUCAAGGGUCACUGAGGCCAGUGCUGGCCCCCGCAGCUCUGACCGGUCUGCACAGGAACUGGGUUUCUCUUCCCUGCAAAGCCUGAGAAGGGCCAGGCCAGCAGCUGAGCCACUGGGUCCUUGGCUUUCUCAUCUCCAUUCUUCUCUCUCUUCCAUUUCUUUUCACACUUUUUUUGCAGUACUGGGGAUUGAA
Fukomys damarensis (Damara mole-rat) is the source of this 3722-nucleotide messenger RNA. RefSeq names its product MAX dimerization protein 4 (gene Mxd4). Bases 2189 to 2893 code for a protein of 234 amino acids. Lineage: Eukaryota; Metazoa; Chordata; Mammalia; Rodentia; Bathyergidae. The record is from RefSeq and is a predicted model, not a curated record. Gene Ontology annotation, biological process: regulation of transcription by RNA polymerase II. The transcript is spliced from 4 exons. Gene Ontology annotation, molecular function: RNA polymerase II cis-regulatory region sequence-specific DNA binding; protein dimerization activity; DNA-binding transcription factor activity, RNA polymerase II-specific.